UUAAAUACAAAUUCGACACUAAUCCAAAGUUAUUGAGCUCGUCUGAAACUGUUCCUGAUAUUGUAGCUUCCGCCAUAUUGCUUAGAUUCUUCAACAAAUAUUGUAGCAUCCAUUUCAGAUCCUUAAAUAAAUACUUGAUAUUUUCAGCUUUGUCGUCCUUUGUCGCUUGAAAUCUUCAAAAUAUUAUGCUCAUCGUCAAGGAGCUGAGCUGAGCUAGCUAGCUCAUUGGUUGGACCUGGUAUCUUCGAUUCAAACCUUAUUUUGUAUUAAGAAAAUUCAUUGAAUAUGAUUAAUUUUGAACCAAUAACUUUAUAAUUUUAGAAUCACAAACUAAUAAACUUUAAAUUCUAACUUCGACGGAUCUUUAAAUGAUGCAUUAGGUAUGAUUACACAGUUGCAAGAUCCAAUCAACAUAAUUAAUUUCGAUCCCAUUUAAAAGUUACAUUACUUUCAAAUUUACAUGCCAAAGUAUAACAGCUCAUUUUCCCUCAAAAAGUUUUGAAACAAAGAAGAUUCACUAAUAAAGUUAGUCGAGACUUCACCACAAAGUAUACAUUCUUUUUUAAAAAAAAUUGAAACUUUAUUUCAAGAUUAUGGCCCCCUAUAGUCUACCCCUAACAAAAGUUGGAAAAAAAAAUUACAAUAAGACUUAUAUUGCCUUAAAAAACAUGUUACAUACCACAAAUUCCAAAUAAUACUUCCCUCUUUUCUCCAAUUAUCUCCAUUUUUGCCAAAAAAAUUAACCUUUUGAUGAUCAAUCCUGGAAAGAACUCAACAAUCUACACUCAAUUAAGCAAUUCCUUGUUCAAAUGGGCUCAUUUCUUUACCUUACUCUAACAUUAAUUUCAUUGUCAUUCACCGCGACUCUUACAUCUCAAGCACAAGGUAUAAAAUCAUCUCGACUACUUGAUCUAGUCCUACGAGACAAUACAUUCCGAUAUUACAACACAAAGAAGUUUAGAACCGCGAAGUUAUACCCCAUACAGUUACCAUCCAAUCUAUCAGGCAUCAAAGUCGAUUCAGUAAAGUAUCGUUGUGGUAGUCUAACAAGAUAUGGUGCAAAAAUUAAAGAAUUCAAAUUGCCAAUUGGGGUAAGUAUUCAACAUUGUGCUGAAAGAGUACUUAUUAUUCGACAAAAUCUUGGAUCUAAUUGGUCUUCGAUUUACUAUGAUAACUAUGAAUUAUCAGGUUAUCAACUCAUUUCCCCUGUUUUAGCACUAUCAAUGUACAAUGCUGGUGACGACAUGGUAACAUCGUCUAAUAUUCCUUUUGAACUGAAUUUUCUAUCUGACAAUACUCCGAUCACUAUUGAUUUUAGUAACACCACAAGUGUAGUAAAUUCGAGUAUGAUCAUACCAUUAUGCGCUAGCUUUGAGCGCGAUGGGAAGGUGAUAGUAACAAAACAAGUGUCGAAAAAUGUAUGCUCUGCUUCAAAACAGGGGCAUUUUGGUUUGGUUAUUGAGUCGCCUUUGAUACCUUUGAAAAAUAAACGCGAAAGUAAGUGGAAAUUAGCUAUUGGGAGCUCGAUUGGAGCUGCAUUGGGCGCGUUUCUAUUAGGUUUAUUAUUGAUCGCGAUAUUUGUGAAGGUGAAGAAGAAAGCAAGGAUGGAGGAAUUGGUGAGAAGAGCCUAUGAAGAAGAAGCUUUGCAAGUUUCAAUGGUGGGACAUGUUAGAGCACCAAUUGCAGCAGGUACUAGGACUGUUCCAACUAUUGAACAUGAGUAUAGUCAUCAUAAUAUUUCUUGAAAAGAAAAAAUUACAAUAUUUUUUUUUUUGUGGAAUAUUAUUCUUUUUGUAAGAUGAAAAUGUUUUUGAAGUUUUUUUUUUAUGUAUUGAUAGAAUUUAAAUGUUUUAGGUUAGGGAAAUAGAGUAAAAUGCUGACAAUUAAUUUGUUGUUAUUUAUCUGUUCUGUUAAAAUGAAGUUCUUUCUAGUUCUUUUGUUCUUCGUUAUAACUUGUCUACAAUGUAGUAUUUUUUUACUUUA
Molecule: messenger RNA, 1983 nt
Organism: Solanum lycopersicum (tomato)
Lineage: Eukaryota; Viridiplantae; Streptophyta; Magnoliopsida; Solanales; Solanaceae
Cellular component (GO): membrane
Source: RefSeq, a predicted model, not a curated record